Messenger RNA from Sceloporus undulatus (fence lizard), 1160 nucleotides. Its product is annotated as dual specificity protein phosphatase 13-like. The transcript is spliced from 5 exons. NCBI's taxonomy places the organism in Eukaryota, Metazoa, Chordata, Lepidosauria, Squamata, Phrynosomatidae. Bases 401 to 1036 code for a protein of 211 amino acids. Gene Ontology annotation, molecular function: protein tyrosine/serine/threonine phosphatase activity; MAP kinase phosphatase activity. The record is from RefSeq and is a predicted model, not a curated record. Gene Ontology annotation, biological process: negative regulation of MAPK cascade; protein dephosphorylation. Gene Ontology annotation, cellular component: cytoplasm.
GGUGGGCAGAGAAGGAGUGAAAAUAGUGAAAGGUCAGGAAAGGACAAAGAAAGGAUUUAUGUCCUGAGAAGUGGGAAAAGAGGUGGUGCUCAGGAAAAGAAGGUUGCAGCAGAAGCUGCACAUCCAGAAGAAGGCAGAUAUGAGGAAUAAAACUAGAGUUAUGAAUUCAAGAGACGAAAAAGAGGAGAAAGAGAAAGACUGGAGCAGAGAGUCCAUAGCACUGCAGGCAUGAGUACAGAUGAUGUUCACGUGUUGAUUUGAAACAUCACAUAGUUUACCACAGUCUUUUAGUAUGACUUUAUUUACAGAUGCACGUUGAACAGGAUAUAGCAGGCAGACAUCCAAGCAGCUGUUCACCAAACAAAAAGCAAGCAGCCCCUCUCUGAUUUCUUUCUCCAAAAUGUCUUGGGAUCCUCUACAUAGUGAUGAUUCACGGCACUCCAGGUUACAAAGAGCUUCAAGCCUCACUUCCAGCAGCCAGAAGGGCUAUGAGACACCAGAACUGGGAGAGCUCCAGCGCAUGCUGUGGACACCCAUACCUUGCCAUGCCAAUGUCAAUGAAGUCUGGCCUAACCUCUACAUUGGAGAUCUCUAUGUCGCCCGUGACAUAGAGAAGCUUCGGCGAAUGGGGAUCACCCAUAUUGUGAAUGCUGCUGCUGGAAGGUUUCACAUUAACACAGGAGCCAAAUUUUACAAAGACCUGCCAGUGGACUACUAUGGAGUUGAAGCAGAUGAUGAUCCAAAGUUUGACCUCAGCAUCUACUUUCAUCCAACCGCUAAAUAUAUUCGAGCAGCACUGCACUCACCCAAAGGCAAAGUAUUAGUCCACUGCGCCAUGGGCAUAAGUCGCUCAGCAACUCUUGUGCUUGCAUUCUUGAUGAUCUGUGAAAACAAGACCCUCGUGGAUGCCCUAAAGACUGUGCGGGAACACAGAGGGAUCUGUCCCAACACUGGUUUCAUCAGCCAGCUUCGAGAUCUGGAUAUCCGACUAACAAGUGAAAGGGGGAGAGCAAGAGCUGAUCCUUUGAAACUUUAGUUGAAGGAUAUAUAUGCUGCAAUUCAAGUUUAAGAAAAAAGACAGGAAGACAACAUCUCAUGGGAGUAUCUGAACUCUGGCUCUGUGUGCUAGUAAACGUUUCUGGGUAGCAAAAUGAAAAAUA